UUGUGACACCACGGCAAGUCACAGAGGUCCUGCCUGUUCCUAAGAGAAGCCCUCUACCCUUUCCUGGUGAUGCCUUACCCCCUCGGCAGAGUUGUGCUCCAGUGAGGCUGAUGGGGAAGGAUGGAGUUUCUCGGAACCACUCAGGCUGCCAGUUACUGCGGCCCCAGGAAAAGUUGUGACUUCACCCAGAGGCCUUCUACUGUGCAGGCUCCUGUGGUCCAGGAGUGCUACCAGCCCUAUCACCUGCCCGGGUACCGCUACCUGAAUGCGUGGAGACCCAGCCUCUUCUACAAGAUUUCCACACCCCAGACUUGCCCCGAUGAGUGUCGCAGCACCCUGCGUCCACCCACUGUCCUGCCUGCACUCCGCUCUGCACUCUUCUGUCGCUACAGCCCCCACGACUGGGACCAGUCCAACCAGCAGCAGAUCCGCGGGGCCGAGGCCUCACGGUUGUGGGCCAGCCGCCUGACAGGUGAUUCCAUGCGGCUCAUGCAGGACAAGGAGCAGCUGACGUGCCAGAUGCAGGAGGGCACCUCCUGGAAGCUGGGCCAGAGGCUGUCGGACAUCGGCUUCUGGAAGUCUGAGUUAUGCUACGAGCUCGAUCGGCUGCUGGCCGAGAACCGCAGCAUGGAGAACAUCAAGAGGCGGCUGGAGUGUGCAGCUGAGGAGCUGAAGUGUCCACUGCAAGUGGCCCUGGAGUGCCUGUACCACCGGGAGAAAAGGAUCGGGAUCGACUUGGUUCAUGACAAUGUGGAAAAGAAUCUUAUCCAGGAAGUAGAUUUGCUAAAAUGUUGUCAAGAACGGAUGAGACAAUUAGCUCAAAGAGUUGAUAUCCAGAUGCGUGACAACCGAGAUGCUCAGCACGCCCUGGAGAGAGACCUGGAGGACAAAAGCUCAGCCCAGUUCAUCGACGAGAAGUGCUUUAACCUGAGGAACACAUCAGACUGCAUCAGCUACUUCCACGGCAUGGAGAAAGUUGAUGGCACGGUCUCUGUGCCUGAGACCUGGGCCAAGUUCAGCAAUGACAACAUCAAGCACUCUCAGAACAUGCGGGCCAACUCCAUCCGGCUGCGGGAGGAGGCCGAUCACCUCUUUGAGAACCUGUCAGAUCAGAUGUGGAAGCAGUUCACGGACACCAAUCUGGCUUUCAACACGCGCAUUUCAGAGGAGACGGAUGUGAAGAAUAAACUGCAGACGCAGCUGGCUAAGACGCUGCAAGAGAUCUUCCAGAUGGAGAACACCAUCAUGCUGCUAGAGAGGGCCAUCAUGGCCAAGGAGUGCCCACUGAAGGUGGCCCAGACGCGGCUGGAGUGCCGGAGCCGGCGCCCCAAUGUGGAGCUGUGCAGGGACAUUCCUCAGUUCAAGCUCGUGAAUGAGGUGUUCACCAUCGAUGACACCCUGCAGACCCUGAAGCUGAGGCUGCGGGAGGCACAGGACACGCUGCAGCUGCUGGUGAUGACCAAGUCACGGCUGGAGCACGAGUUGGCCAUCAAGGCCAACACCCUGUGCAUUGACAAGGAGAAGUGCAUGGCCAUGCGCAAGACCUUCCCCAGCACCCCACGCCUGGUUGGCUACACCUGUGCUGCUCCCUGCGUGGGCCCCUGCACCCCCUGCUCCACUCCAGUUUGCUAGACUGCAUGAAGUUCGAAAAGGCCAGAAAAUAGAAGAGUCAUUUUCUUCCUAUCAUGAAAAUAUAUA
Octodon degus (degu) is the source of this 1698-nucleotide messenger RNA. RefSeq names its product tektin 5 (gene Tekt5). Gene Ontology annotation, cellular component: sperm flagellum; microtubule cytoskeleton; nucleus. NCBI's taxonomy places the organism in Eukaryota, Metazoa, Chordata, Mammalia, Rodentia, Octodontidae. The transcript has 7 exons. The record is from RefSeq and is a predicted model, not a curated record. The coding region runs from base 121 to 1632 and encodes 503 amino acids. Gene Ontology annotation, biological process: cilium assembly; cilium movement involved in cell motility.